Molecule: messenger RNA, 979 nt
Organism: Musa acuminata AAA Group (dessert banana)
Lineage: Eukaryota; Viridiplantae; Streptophyta; Magnoliopsida; Zingiberales; Musaceae
Product: two-component response regulator ORR1
Exons: 5
Coding region: 142-702 (186 amino acids)
Biological process (GO): cytokinin-activated signaling pathway; phosphorelay signal transduction system
Source: RefSeq, a predicted model, not a curated record
GCUCCUCCUCCUCCUCCGUCUCGGAUUCUCCUCAUGCUCUCUCCUGUCCACGGCUGUUGCAACAUGAGGCUAUCGAGUUGGAGUCUGCAGUAGUAACUUGUAGGUGGGUGGUUGUGGUGGUGGAGGAGGAGGAGAUUAGCCAUGGAGGAGGGGGAGGGGAGCAAUGGCGGCGUGUUCGAAGGAGGGUUGGAGGUGAGGGUGUUGGUGGUGGAUGACUCCCCAGUGGAGAGAAGGAUGGUGGAAGGCUUGCUCAAGAAGAGUGGAGCCAUGUUUCAAGUUAUAGCUGUUGAUAGCGGAAAGAGAGCAAUGGAAGUUCUUGGAUUAACUGACGACAAAGCUGAACAGCCUACCGUCGAUGACCAGAAGGUAGACAUAAUCCUCACCGACUACUCCAUGCCAGAAAUGACUGGAUAUGACCUGCUGAAGACUGUCAAGGAGCAGAGCUGCCGAAAACCUAUUCCUGUAAUCAUAAUGUCUUCCGAAAAUGAGCCACAGAGAAUCAGCAGGUGCCGAGCUAUUGGAGCGGAGGACUUCAUCCUUAAGCCUCUUCAGACGAACGAUGUGCUGAGAUUGAGGAGCUAUGCUCGACCAGUAGAAUUAUCACCCAGAACAGGCACCAAGAGGAAAAUGACACUAGAAUUGAUGGCUGAGAACAGCAGCUCGGACAGAAGACCACGCCUCACUGGGCUGGCGGUGUCAUGAUAACUAUCACGAUAACGAUCAUCCGUCCAUCGAUCAAUCUCAGUUUCACAACACGGUUAAAAAAGCACCAACACAAAGGCCCUCUCUGAUAUUGUAACUAAAGUUUAGUGCUUACUAUCUAUCUAUCCCACUUCUUGGUGUGUCCAUCAUAGUGAGUUUGCUUGGGUGAUGUGAGUGAAUAUGUCAUCUAUAGACUUAAAAGUUGUUCUUCUGAAUCCCUGUGAAUGUUCCAAAUUAUAUUCAAUGAAAGCUCUACUGCAUCAAUCAGUAAGCCUCA